Lachancea sp. 'fantastica' is the source of this 1320-nucleotide messenger RNA. NCBI's taxonomy places the organism in Eukaryota, Fungi, Ascomycota, Saccharomycetes, Saccharomycetales, Saccharomycetaceae. The record is from the annotation of a GenBank genome assembly.
AUGUCCAUGGUUCAGUCUCCAAAUCCUGCUAUAGGACCAGAUAAUGGAUCCAGAGAAUCUGGUACUACUCCAGGUGCUACUUUCCCAAAAGUGGCACCUUCAGCCAACAGUGGAGCACCUGCCGCUAGUGCCAAUAAUAAUAGUAGUACUACCACCAAUAGCCAAGCAAUGCGUUUGAAUAUGGAAUCAAUGGUAGAAGCUUUUACGGAGGUGCUAGGGAAAGAGAAUUGGAACAAGUAUGCUCAGAUUAUCAGCUUGUUUGUACUGGGCAAACUGUCCAGGAAGGAACUUGUAAAUGAAAUUGACCUUAUAUUCAGCUUCCCACAGGAGGCCUCUAGAAACUCCAAAUCUUCCCAACAUGCCUUGAGCCAUGGAAAUCUGAUACGAAUGCACAACCAACUCCUGCUAGCCAUUCUGGCAAAUUCGUUACGAGAGAUGCCGAUGGGCGAGUCUAGUGAAGGUUCCUGGGGUUUCAACAAUGGUUCUUCUGGCGCCAACAAGAAAAGAUCAAACAAGCACAGUUCUCAAAUUGACACCUACAAGAAAAUUGUGAUGUCUCUGCCGACUGAAGAUAGAAAUAGACUGAAAGCUAUCACCAAAGAAGCGGGCAAGCGUGGUUUUGUCUUAUGCUCCGUACUGCAAGCAAGACUUAACACCAUUCCCAAAAUACCAAUAGUAACGAAUCCCGAAACUUUGAAAAGAGUGAAAGCCAGUAAUCUAAAGACGCCACUUGAGUGGUCUCAAGAGAUAGUCAACGGGUUUUCUGCCCCACUGGCAACAGAGAGUUAUUCUUUGCCUGACAAUGACUCUUUAUACCUUCGAAUGAUCAGUUUAGCCCGUGAGCAUGGACUUGUUGGUGCUGUGGACGGUCGUUGUGUUGAAAUUAUGACUCUGGCCCUCGAAAACUACUUAAAGAAUGUGGUUGAAUCUGCCAUUGACACUGUUCGUUAUAGGCGAAAGUAUCAUUCGGAUUACUAUGACUUGAAUGACGAGGGUUUCUACCAAGGUGUUACGGGUAAUGAGGAAGACGAAAUAAUCGAAGAUGGCGAACCAGUGCGUGAAUUAAGGUCGAUCUCAAAUGUGGAAAUGUCGGAGACUUUGACCAUUUAUCCAAAUCUAGUAGCACCUACGGGAGCUCAGCUGGAUUUGAAUAUGUGUGGUUUGGUAAAUGACGACGAACUUGUGGAAAUGAAGAGUAGCAUUGAUGAUCUGCCGGAUUUUCUUGAUGAAAAGCCAAAUUUUACACCAGUGGACGAUAAGAAUGUGGGCAGUGGAGAGGAGCUUAAAUGGUUGAUUAGACAGAUCCUUACCAAGGAUUGA